This is a messenger RNA of Fundulus heteroclitus (mummichog), 987 nucleotides long. It is a transcript of the gene mtfmt, whose product is annotated as mitochondrial methionyl-tRNA formyltransferase. Gene Ontology annotation, molecular function: methionyl-tRNA formyltransferase activity. Gene Ontology annotation, biological process: conversion of methionyl-tRNA to N-formyl-methionyl-tRNA; biosynthetic process. The record is from RefSeq and is a predicted model, not a curated record. Gene Ontology annotation, cellular component: mitochondrion. NCBI's taxonomy places the organism in Eukaryota, Metazoa, Chordata, Actinopteri, Cyprinodontiformes, Fundulidae.
GAAGAAGAAGAAGAAGAAGAAGAAGAAGGUAGAGGUUACAAACACCGGUGGUAAUCAGCAAGCAUUUUGUUCUAGUCCUGCAAGUUUUGAUUCAUGCUGUGUCGUAAAAAACGGUUUUACAAUGUGGAUGAACAGAAAGACUGGCGGAGCUUUCCUGAAAACCCUCGACCAUGUUCUGAAUGUGCUGAAGUUCAACACCAGUGUCUGGAUCCGUAGAGCCGAGCCUCCUAGGCCGGCCUGGAGGCUCCUGUUCUUUGGCACUGACCACUUCGCCGUGGAGUCUCUCAGACUGCUGACCUUCUGCAGGAAUAGAAAGGAAGGCGUCGUGGAGAAGCUGGAGGUUGUUACAUUGCCUGGUGAUCUUCCUGUGAAGAGAUUUGCUCAACAGAACCAGCUGACACUCCACAACUGGCCCCCUCAUGAUGUGGAGGGACAGUAUGAUGUCGGAGUGGUUGUGUCUUUUGGCCGUUUACUCCAUGCUGGACUUAUUGACAAGUUUCCCUUGUUUGACAUUGGGCCCAUUCUAAACCAGGAGCUCUAUCAAGUUCCGGAAAACUGUACAGCUGAUGAACUUGGAGCUUUCCUUGCGAUCAAAGGAGCACACCUUUUGAUUGAUACGUUAAUGAAGCUUCCUGAAAAAAUCGCAAAUAAACGGGAGCAAGGAACAAUGGGUGUAACAUUUGCCCCAAAAAUCAAUACAUCAAUGAGCUGGAUUGAUUGGGAAGAACAGACCUGUGACCAGAUCACUUGUUUAAGUCGUGCCAUUGGAUCCCGAAUACCUUUGAGGACUAUGUGGAUGGGGAAAACUAUAAAGCUUUUGGAUUUUAUUGGAAAAUGUCAUACUUCAGAUCAAAGGAAUCAGAACCCUGGAUCAGUAUACUAUGAUAAGGAUUCGAAUGCAUUGGCUGUCCGUUGUAAGAGUGUCGCUCAGGUCGUCAAGUCAAGAGAGACAAGGACGUUGCAUAGCUAAAUUCAAGAUGACGAGUG